CCCAAUCGGAUUUGUAAACUUGGCUUGGGGGCAUUUGAGAAAAUGUACCGCCGUCAGCUCAUUACAUUCCUGCGACGAGUCGCUCCGUUGACCGUGCUCACCAUUCCACCUAUGAACCCAAUCCCAACCCCCGAAAAGCCUUUGCAAAAACCUUCUCACCAUGAUCCCACCGGGGGCUUUAGGAACCCAUGGCCGUCAUGUCACAUGCAGACACUUUGGUCUGCAUUUGGCCUUAUGAAGGAUUGGCGCAUGAGCAACACUUGGAAACUACCUCCGAAAGAAGAGCGAGUACAAGUGGUCGAAAUGGAUUGGGAGAAAAUCAAAAAUCCAAGUGCGGACGGUUCAAUACAGGCGACAUGGCUAGGCCAUGCUGCAUUCUUGAUUCAAAUUGAAGGAGUGAAUAUUCUGUGCGAUCCGAUAUUUUCGCACAGAUGUUCCCCGUUCCAGUUCAUGGGUCCCGCGCGCUAUACAGAUCCUCCAUGUAAAAUAGAGGACUUGCCCAAGAUUGAUGUGGUCAUUAUCUCUCACAAUCACUACGAUCACUUGGAUCUUACCACGGUGAAAGCCCUUGAGCGCGAUCACCCUCACUAUUACGUGCCGUUGGGAAACAAGUCUUGGUUUGCGCCAAUCACAUCUUCAGUUACGGAAUGCGACUGGUGGGAUGAGCACGUACUUGAGUUGCCUGGAAAGGCCAAGGUCCGCAUUGCAUGUACUCCGUGUCAGCAUUUUACGGGUCGCGGAUUACAUGAUCGCAACCAGACAUUGUGGAGUAGUUGGGCAGUAAUUGGGGAGAAGGGAAGACGCUUCUAUUUUGCUGGCGACACAGGAUACAGGACUGUCAAUAAGGGUGCAGAUGAAACUCAAGUCCCAAUCUGCCCAGCAUUCAAAGAGAUUGGCGCAAAAUACGGUCCAUUUGACCUUGCAUGCAUUCCCAUCGGUGCCUAUUCCCCGCGCUGGUUCAUGUCACCCGUUCACUGCUCGCCAGAAGAUGCAGUUUGUGUGCACAAAGAUGUAAAAUCCAAGCGCUCGAUCGGCAUGCACUGGGGUACCUUUACCUUGACUGAUGAGGACAUCAGAGAGCCGCCUCUUAGACUACGGGCGGAGGCUGAACGACAGGGACUCAAAGAUGGCGAGUUUGGUGUUUUGCAAAUAGGUGAAACAAUUUCUGUAGGAGUUUAAGUUGACGAUGCAGAUAGGUCAAACAAUUUUCGUAAGAGUUCAAGUUGAAGAUAUAAAGUACAUGUAGCUUUCUAACUAGAUAGGAUGGUAUAUUCGUCACUGUUGCCUUUUUCGAAUCCCUCUGUGAUCCUUGCUUGUGCGAAUUUGCAUAUCUCUCCAUAUUCAAAAGGAAAAGCCUCAAAAACGUAAAAUGAUGAUGUG
Spizellomyces punctatus DAOM BR117 is the source of this 1380-nucleotide messenger RNA. RefSeq lists its product as uncharacterized. The coding region runs from base 43 to 1179 and encodes 378 amino acids. The transcript has 7 exons. Lineage: Eukaryota; Fungi; Chytridiomycota; Chytridiomycetes; Spizellomycetales; Spizellomycetaceae. Gene Ontology annotation, molecular function: N-acylphosphatidylethanolamine-specific phospholipase D activity; zinc ion binding. Gene Ontology annotation, cellular component: membrane-bounded organelle; cytoplasm. The record is from RefSeq and is a predicted model, not a curated record. Gene Ontology annotation, biological process: N-acylphosphatidylethanolamine metabolic process; N-acylethanolamine metabolic process.